Messenger RNA from Morus notabilis, 1368 nucleotides. RefSeq lists its product as uncharacterized. The transcript has 3 exons. Gene Ontology annotation, biological process: DNA integration. The coding region runs from base 1 to 1368 and encodes 455 amino acids. The record is from RefSeq and is a predicted model, not a curated record. Gene Ontology annotation, molecular function: nucleic acid binding; RNA-DNA hybrid ribonuclease activity. NCBI's taxonomy places the organism in Eukaryota, Viridiplantae, Streptophyta, Magnoliopsida, Rosales, Moraceae.
AUGGGAUCGCCAAGGAAGCCCAAGGAGGUCCAGAAGCUGAUAGGCUGUGUAGCCGCACUUAAUAGGUUUAUCUCUAAAUCUACGGACAAGUGCGUACCGUUCUUUGAUACCCUGAGAGGAAGCAAGCCAUUCCUAUGGACGGAAGAGUGCGAACAGGCAUUCCACCGAAUGAAGGAACACCUCAGGAAACCCCCUCUGCUGUCCAAACUGGUGACCGGGGAGGUGUUGAGCCUUUACCUGGCAGUCUCGGAACACGCCGUUAGUUCGAUGGUGAUCUGCGAGGGGAAGAAGGUGCAGUUGCCGGUGUAUUACACUAGCAAGCGCCUCCUCGACGCGGAGACGAGGUAUCCCCAGAUGGAAAAGCUCGCCCUCGCACUAGUUGUGACAGCAAGGAAGUUGCGGCACUACUUCCAGGCCCAUAGCAUUCAGGUCUUGACCAACCACCCACUCAGGCAAGUGCUACAGAAGCCUGACACCUCCGAGUUCACGGGGCUACCAGACGAGGUCGACGAAGCCGACAAACCGCCACGAUGGAAGCUCUACGUCGACGGGAGCUCCAAUGACAAUGGUAGUGGGGCAGGACUGGUAUUACACACACCUGAGGGACACAAGAUCACCUCAGCCAUCAGGUUUGAAUUCCCUGCAUCCAAUAACGAAGCCGAGUAUGAGGCGCUGCUGGCUAGACUCCGGUUGGCGGAGCAUCUAAAAGCGGGGAACUUAGACAUCUUCAGCGCUUCACAGCUUAUUGUGAAUCAAGUGAAGGGCCAGUACCAAACCCAGGAUGACAAAAUGGCCACGUAUCUAAAGAAGGUCAGGGAAGCCCUGGGGAAGCUCACGGCCUAUGAUAUACAGCAAGUACCAAGAGCAGAGAAUAGGAACGCCGAUGCCCUCGCCAAGUUGGCGACGUCGAGAGAUGCUGGGCUCUUGAACAUGGUUCCCGUGGAGGUCUUGAAAGCCCAGACCACGGCAAAGAGGCCCGAGGUCACGCCGGUGGAUUACCAGCCAAGCUGGAUGGACCCAAUCAUCAGGUACUUGGUCGACGGUGAACUCCCUGAGGACAAGCAGCAGGCAAAAAAGAUGAAGUAUCAGGCAGCGAGAUACAUAAUGUACAACAACCUCCUCUAUCGAAGGGGCUACUCGACGCCCAUGCUCCGGUGCCUCGGCGCAGAGAGGCAAAGAGAGUGUUGUCUGAGGUUUGGUGUGCCGCAUUCUCUCGUAUCCGACAAUGGGAAACAGUUCAACAACGACAACACCAGCCAGUUUUGCAAGCUACUAGGGAUCCACAAGAAUUUCUCCUCCGUCGUAUACCCCCAGUCCAAUGGGCAGGUCGAGGCGGUCAAUAAGAUAAUCAAAGUCACACUCAAAUGA